Molecule: messenger RNA, 2870 nt
Organism: Hydractinia symbiolongicarpus
Lineage: Eukaryota; Metazoa; Cnidaria; Hydrozoa; Anthoathecata; Hydractiniidae
Product: UDP-GalNAc:beta-1,3-N-acetylgalactosaminyltransferase 2-like
Exons: 13
Coding region: 1123-2583 (486 amino acids)
Cellular component (GO): membrane
Molecular function (GO): hexosyltransferase activity
Source: RefSeq, a predicted model, not a curated record
AUCUCACUUAGCAUUUUUAAUAUUUUAACUCGCUUGCUACUAUUGUAUGUGAACACACCUGAUUUUCCUAAUGCUUCAUUGUUACAUGCUUCAACAGAUACAAAGGCAAGAAAUUCAUAUGCAAUGAAUAAAUGUUUGCCUGACUUUGUCAGGUAGGUUUCGACAAAACAAAUACAUCAGCUAAAUACGAGGGAAAAAUUAGUAAAUCAGUAGAAAAAUAAAUGCUUGAUUCGGAAAGUUGACUAGUGGAAAUGUUUUGUCAAAUGAAUAAAAUGAAGAUUAGAUAACACCCUGCAGUGUAGAUGAGGGGUGGAGGUCGGGGUGAUACUUUACGAGUAGUAAAACAUGGCUAUGCUGGCAUACUACUGCACAAUUUGAAUUUCAACUGCUUGUUGGCUAACAUGUUUUUACAUUCCUUUUUUUCUAAGCCGAGAUAAAAAUUGUCGCAAACUACACUAUUAAGUAUCUGUUGAAUCUUCGUUCAAGUCCAUAAAGUUCUAUGAAUAUAAUUUCUGUCUGACAAUUAUAAAAUCAUCAAAGAGUCAACGGUUUAAAAAGUCACCGGUUUUGUCCAUCGAAACCAGAAUACCAUAUGAUUUACCCCCGUUAUUUUACGGCAGUAUUUUCUGUUUCGUAAAGUUCCAUACAGGAAUUGUAAAAAUGGUAAGACAUAAUUUGUAGUUUUUUCACAUGUUUUAAAACCUCUCAAAUCAGCAGAAGAACUAUGUGACAAGCUGGUUUACAGAACUGUAUGAGCCAAAUGUAAUAUUUUGUUUCUUAUGCUACUACAUUUUGCAUGUCAUAACAUAACAACCCUUGCAAGAAGGUUUAUGAAUUAGUUUUUGAUAGAUUGUUUAUCAAACCGACAAUAUAACUUAUAAAGGAAAGGAAAGGAAAAUUAUUUUAAAAAAAAAUACUGUUAAACCUUUCAAUAUGUUUAUGUAUUUUAUUUCACUUAAUUAUUUAAUGAGAGUAGUGUGAAUAAUAAUUUGAGAUGAUAAAAUAAAGUCAGAAGCGAUUAGUUGACAUGAUGAGAGGAUAAAGUUUACUUUUUCUUAUUUCAGUAUGCUUAAUAUUUAACACUUGUUUUUUAACUACUGCUUAGCAAAAGUUAUGGAAUAAAUGUCCUGUCAAAGUUUUGUUGUGGUUGCUGUCAUUACUUGCAUCGUUGCAUACAUUUUACAAAUACAGUUGUAUAAUGAAUUAGCACCCCAACCUUAUUUAAUCGUGGGUGUGUUAUCAUCCAGAGAUCAUUUUCCACACAGAGAAAUUCUUCGUAAAGGCAUCAAAAAUCAAUAUACAAAAAAAAGGAUACUUGUGAAAUUUAUCAUCAGUAAGGAACCAUGUCUGAUACCAUUUAAUUAUCGAUUGAAUCCUUAUGAAUGUGAGAAGGAUGACUUUACACAAACACAUCUAGAAUCCAUUCACACACAUGAGGUGAAGCAAAACUCACGUGCAAUUACAUAUGCUACUGAUGGACCCAUUGGAAUUGAUUUUGUUGUACAUCAUGAUGUUGUUAUCAAGCAACUGGGUUUGUUUGAUUUUAAAAACGAUGGUUUCAUUGGAGCGUUGAAAGUCAUUUUAUACAACACUGUUACCCAUGAACCUGUGAUAGCAUCAUCAUUUGUUUCAUUCAAAAGUGGACAGCUACACGAAUCAUUUCGUUAUAAAACUGUUCAAGAGUACAUGCUACCGAAGGGUUUUCGCGGCAGUCUCGUUGUUGAAGGAGCUACUUCAGAUGAUCCGUUACUGCGUGGUCACACAGACUGCAAAGUUACUGGAAAAGGAAUGAUCAGUUUUAUGAAAGGAUAUCGUUACAGCGACGAGAUUGGAGAAUUUCCUCUUCAAUAUAACAAACAUCCAAAAAUCGAAUGUUAUUUGGUUUCAGCAUCGUUGGUUUUCUCCUCAUACGGUAUAUCAGCGAAUCACAACAUGACUGACUGGCUUUCACAAAAAGAUAAGGAAUACAAUGAUCUGAAAAUACAGUCACAACAUGAAGAACUAAGUUUGAAGAAAGAACAAGAAAAAUAUGGAGAUUUAUUGUUUGUGAAUGUUGUUGAAAGUUAUAGAAGUCUUCCUAAAAAGAUGCUGUUCUUUUAUGAUUGGUUAUCGAGACUUCCAGGGUACGAAUUUGUUUUAAAAACAGAUGAUGAUUGUUACGUCAACGUGACUGGGAUUAUCGAGACUUUGUUGGAAAUAUCCGAGCAUGGUAAAAACAAUAUUUGGUUAGGAAGUUUUCGAAAGAAUUUUGCACUGGAUAAGCAUGGAAAGUGGGCUGAGUAUGAAUAUACAUCCGCGUCGUAUCCACCGUUUGCGUGCGGUUCUGGUUAUGUCCUGUCACGUGAUAUUGUUGCAUGGAUAUCAAGUAACAAAGAUAGCUUAAAAAUCUAUCAGGGCGAAGACACUUCACUUGGGAUAUGGUUAGCGGCGAUUGGUCCAACGUUACUACAUGACAACCGAUAUCAAUGUUUUCAUGCAUGUAAACAUGGGAUGCUGAGCUCACCUGAAAACAAUAUAUAUGAACUUGAACAGCUUUAUAAGAACGUAAAUAUAACCACAUUUUUAUGUGAUGCGUUAACAUAGCGAUGAGCGGUGCUUGAAAAUAUUAGUAUGGCUGUUAAUAUUGACAAGCAGGCAUGACAUUAGAAAAAUCGGUGUUAAAUGAGCUAGGUAUUAGCUAGCUAGCUUCGAAUAUAAUAUGAGUGGCUAGCUAGUUUACUGGCUGACUUGUGCCAAACAAACGUGAAAUUUCAAGCUGUUCACCAAAAUUGGUGAUGUUGCUGGUAUAUAUCCUGUGUCUCCAGUUAUUUAGUGUACCUUAUUUUUUAAACAACAUCUGUGAAAAUAACAUUAGCAAGGCUUACUGAUGA